This is a messenger RNA of Nematostella vectensis (starlet sea anemone), 5207 nucleotides long. Its product is annotated as coiled-coil domain-containing protein 30. The coding region runs from base 190 to 906 and encodes 238 amino acids. The record is from RefSeq and is a predicted model, not a curated record. The transcript is spliced from 2 exons. Lineage: Eukaryota; Metazoa; Cnidaria; Anthozoa; Actiniaria; Edwardsiidae.
AUUCAUGCAUGAAAAGAAGCGCUUUACAACAGACGCUGAUAAUUUAUGCAUCACAAAGAAAACAUAAACAGCUAGACAACAAAUUUGCAUCUUUCUCAAGCGAGAAACCAUUCGUUGAACUCUUUAAGGGGUUAGUCGCUGAGUACAGUGUAUGUAAUAGAGCAAGUCCGGUGUUUAGGUAGAAUAAUUAUGCCGAAUACGGUAAAGCGCGGACAAGAACACCGCUGCACACAAACCGAGUUACAAUCGAAGUCAAAAUUAAAAGCCUUUGUUGAAGAAUUGAAAGCCGAGGAGGGCAACUUGGAAGAAAACAAUUUGAAGGAAAGAAGUAAGUUAGAGAAAGACUUAAAAGCAAAAUAUGAACAAGUUAUAGAGACUAAAAACUACUUGAUUAAAAAACUUUCCAAGGAGAACGAAGAUUUGUUGACAGAACUGAGGGAUCCAGCAACAAGGACUCGGUUACGUGAAGGAAUUACGGAGGAGUGGGAUUUGGGGAUAUCUACUCAGCUUCCAAGUGCAAAACUUAAAGAUGACAACAAUUUCGAGACCAUUUUAAGAAUACAGAAAGGGCACUUUUUGAAGACGCUAGAAGAUGAGAGAAUCCGUUACAAGAAUAACCUUCAAAUAGACAGAGAAAAAAUUAGGGAAGAAAUAACACAAGAGUUGAAAAUAAAACAUGCGAAUGAGCGUGAAUCCUUACUCCAGAAGAUUGAGUUGCUCAAAGAGGGUUUGAACGACAUGAAGGCCCAGAAAGUUGAGCUAGAAAAGAUAUUUCAAGGCGAAAAGAAUGCUUUGAAAAUAGAAUACUCACAAAAAGAGAAACAACUUAAAGCGAAAAUGAAACUGGAAUUUGAGCGCAGGAUUAUUCAGGCGCAGAGUCGUGAGUGGUCUACUUCGAGAGUAUGAAAGAGAAAUGUUUCUUUGUAUCAGGCGCACGGUAGUAAACGGUCUACUUCGAGAGUAUAAAAGAGAAAUGUUUGUAUCAGGCGCACAGUAGUGAGUGGUCUACUUCGAGAGUAUGAAAGAGAAAUGUUUAUAUCAGGCGCACAGUAGUGAGUGUUCUACUUUGAGAGUAUGACAGAGAAACGUUUGUAUCAGGCGCAUAGUCGUAAUUGGUCUACUCUCAGAGGAUGACAGAGGAAUGUUUGUAUUUACUGCCGAUGGGGAAAGUAGGGCUGAAGUAUUAUCAAGGAUAAGGUAAAGCUACGUGUAAAACAGUACCAACAUCAGCUCGUUAUUGCGUGCACGGCAACGCUCAGUUUACCACAAGGCCAGGGAAAUGUUGGUUAGCUACUUCACACCCUUUCAACAUGGUCUACAGACAGUACCAGCAUUGCUGAGCCAGUAUUCAGUUGUUUUGUUUAGUAAUGCUUGCGCUGUGUACAGGGGUUGUAGACCUGGCCUCUAUCUGAGGACUGUAAAUGGCUGUCGUAUCACUUGAUGGCAUUGUAUUCCAAUGGUGAUAUGGACCAAACCCAAGAUUGGCUGAGGCUGUGCCCAGUCAUAUCAUGGGAAAAAAAGCAUAGUAUUUUAAGAUUUCCUUAAUAAGAAAUGACCAACUUUUUGGCCGCCAAAGGGGAGAGGGGUGCGCGCACCAUGCGUUCCCCCCCCCUUACCCUGUACACGCCUGUGGAUAAAGUUUUUCUAGCAUGGGAUGGUUGCGCUGGGAAUGCGAGGCGCGAAAAAGGUGCGAGAGACGUCCAUGGUCCCCACUCAUUCCAUGACCCAGCGUACAUUCCAGCGCUCUCCGGAGAUGCGCCGAAUGAUUCUGAAGCCAACAUAACCUGAUGACGGAAUCCUGUCUCCUCCACCUUCCACCGCAACACCCCUCUACUAGCAAUACCAGUUUUAUUCUAUCUCUGGUUGUGAUUUUGUAGCUUUGAUAGCUUACAGUACAGACAAAACGUGAAAAGAAGGGAAACGCUGCUUCCAAUAGUCUCAAUAAUGCUAAUGUUUGUUUGAGGUUAUUGCGGCUAAACUUCGCGGUUUUAAAGUUAUUAAUAAUGCAGCGAGCAUGAGCCAAAUACUUUUCACAUCGUCGUCUAAGUCUUCAAAAUCCUUGAGAAGUUCGAUUUGAAUGGGUUGAAAACGUACAAGCGUGAAUUUAGCAUUUCGUGCUGAUAUAUUUCAGUUAAGCCUCUAUAGAUUGAAACAUUUUUUGGAAUUAUUUUCGGAUUUAUUAUUUUGGGAUUUAGUAAUCAAGUCAAUCUGGAGCUGUCGCGGGCAGAUGUAAAUUUGUCUGAACAAUUUCACCACUUUCGAUCGAUAUCACUUGGCAAAGAGAAGUCUCAUCGGUUAAAACAGGCCAGCAAAGCAAGGCUAUUGUAAGUUCAAUUGAUAAAAAAUAAGCUGUGUAUUCCCAUCCCAGAUACAUCGCUGAAUGUCAACAUACGAUUUUAUACCGGAAGUAAAAUGCGGCAUAUAAGACAGAUUUAUGCGUGCGCAUAUGUGUAAUAACACCGGGUAAUAAUAUGCUAGCUAUAAACACGUGUUAAGGUGAGUGGGAAAUUUCCCUGUUUGUCUGACGGCCAAUCAUUAUCUUUGCUUUGAGAGGGAAGGGAAAGUCCCUAAUACCGAGCUGGUGGUUCGCCCCCACGAGUUGUGGAGAAAGGAUUACGUCAGCAAAAAUGCUUCAAGCCCGGUUUUUAGUAGAAUUAUCAUGCAGAAAACGAAAAAAUACGAACGAAACACCGCUGGAAAAAAAACCUUUGUUUAAGAAUUGGAAGUCGAGAAGGGCAACUUGGAAUAAAAAAAAUACACUCUUUUUUAUAAGAACGUCUAAUUUUCAGUUGAGGCUGGGCCGUUUGGAGCAUUUUAAGGCUGAAAAUGUUGGCGGCCUCAGUCUUUCAAGACGUCGGUCACUGUAUUAUUUUACCACGGCAAAAAAGUCCGCGUUUUCCAUUAAUUUUCUAAGUAAGAAAACGUAUAGAAAAUCCGCAAUAAUCUUGAAUAUUCUUUGGAUUUUCCCGUCUUUGUAAAAUUGGAGUAUUUCCAUGGCGUUUUACUCGCAUUUUCCACAUCAGAUAAUCUCACAUUUUCAGGCUCUGUUAAUCUGAGAUAUUCCAGGCAUUUUCCUCGCAUAUUCCUUUGCAAGUAAAUUUGGAAAAAUCCAUCGCGUUUUCCCGGAGUUUACCAAAAAGAAAAACCCGAGUAAUCCAAAGCUUUUCCUGAACAGAAAACGCAUGGAAAAUUAACCCCGUAUAAUAACCCCGUUUGGUCUCAUUUUCCUCGCAUUUUCCUUGGUAGGAAAAUUUGGAAAAAUCAAUCGCGUUUUCCCGGCGUUUACCGAGAAGAUAACGCGAGUAAUCCAAAGAUUUUACUGACUAGAAAACGCAUGGAAAACUAACCCCGUAAAAUAACCCCGUUUGGUCGCAUUUUCCUCGCAUAUUCCUUGGCAAGAAAAUGUGGAAAAAUCCAUCGCGUUUUCCCGGCGUUUACCGAGAAGGAUAUCGCGAGUAAUCCAAAGAUUUUCUGACCAGAAAACGUAUGGAAAAUUAACCUCGUAUAAAAACCCGGUUUGGUCGCAUUUUCCUCGCAUAUUCCUUGGUAGGAAAAUUUGGAAAAAUCAAUCGCGUUUCCCCGGCGUUUACCGAGAGGAUAACGCGAGGUCCAAAAAAUUUUCCUGUCUAUAAAAACGCGUGAAAAAUUAACCCCGUAAAAUAACACCGUUUGGUCGCAUUUUCCUCGCAUAUUCCUUGGUAGGGAAACUAUGGAAAAAUCCAUCGCGUUUUCCCGGCGUUUACCGAGAAGGAUAACGCGAGUAAUACAAGAUGCAAGAUGCCGGUUCCUUGCCUGAAAUAGAUCCUCUCGACAAAUUGGCGGAGUUGUGGGGUCUGGCUUUGGGCUACCUGUGAAUGCAUGGCGCGAGUACUGGGUCCAGUGGGUGGAAACGAGGCAAAAUUCAAAUUCAAAAGAGAACUCGGUUGGAUCAGUCUUUGUGAGGUUUAUAGCGGUUUUCAGCUGAGUUUUUGCGAAAAUUUCUCUACAACAGCUAUAGAAACUGGCCUUUAACCAUGCUCAAGGAGAAUUCAAGCCAAAGUGAAAUGAAAUAACACCAAACGACUUUUGCCACAGAGGAGAGAGAAGCAAAGCCAGGAUGCAACAUGAUGAUGGGUUAUCCAGCUCGUGCUUUGAAGACCUUGGGGUCUUUAUAUCAACAACUAGAUGUAAGGCAUGAAGGGACAUGUUUGCUUCAAUUGUAGACUCUGGGAUUGUCAGUAAGCAAAGCACCAGGAGACAUUAUAGAGGCUCUCCAUGGUUGGAUCACUGGAAAACCUGAGUAGUAGUAUCUAGAAUUUCAUGGCAUUUUAUACAGCCCUUCUUGCCAUGCAUCUACAGUAAACACCCGCAACAAGAACCUACUUUUUUUCUCAGUUACUAUAGCCUAAGUGGUGCUCAGUGAUGUUUUAGGCUAUUUACUAUAGGCUCUUCCUCUUAUAGUAGAUUCUUAUUUUUAUAUGAAGUUAUGGUAACAUUGUCUGGCAGACUUAUUGGUGUAGAUUGUAAAAAGAGCCUUCUAAUUUUUCUUUUUUUUCCUGACCAUCCUCAUCUCUAAAAUUGUGAACCAAAUGCUUGGCCUAAGAGGUUCUUAUACAAAAAUGGGGUUCAAAUUUGAACAUUUUAGGCCAACAGGUUCUUAUACACAGAUGCUCACUGCAGUUGUAAAAGUUCAAUAUGUUCUAUUUAAAAAAGAUCUUUCUUUUUGGACCCUCACCUUGUGGCAUUUAUUUAUUUAGUAAUGCUCAUUUAGUUAUUUUUUAUCGAAUGUUUUUAGAGAAGCUCAGCGAUUUUACUAAGUAGGAGAGGUAUUGCACAGUACCUUUUAUACGGAAAUUAUAUUAUUGUUACUAGAAAUGAGGGGGUUAUUAGGUAUUCUUUUACUUUCCAAUUGUUUAUGCGAAUAAUACUUAUUUAUUUGGGAGCGAUUACAAGUUGUUAUUUAAUAACGAACUAAUGAACGAUUAUAAUGACAUGCUGUUUGUUCAAAGUAUGAGACUAUUUUUAUAGUAGAUAGGAUUUUAAGCAGGGAACGUUUACAAGAAACUAUUUAUGUGCUAUGUUGUAAAAUUACGAUACGAUGUACCCUGAACCCAGAGCCUCGAGCGUCUCUCUAUUCAGUGGCCAGCGAGGUAAAAAGAGAGACGCUCGAGGCUUUGGAACCAGGGUAGAUACGAUGUGACAUGUUAAAUAAAUUUGAAGUUUAUCAA